Striga asiatica is the source of this 1791-nucleotide messenger RNA. The record is from the annotation of a GenBank genome assembly. Lineage: Eukaryota; Viridiplantae; Streptophyta; Magnoliopsida; Lamiales; Orobanchaceae.
AAAGUUUGAUCCGCCUAAUAAGAAAUUAGAUUAAUUAUUAUUUUUUCUUUUCCUUUUUCAAACAUUCCUUCGACAUUCUCCAUUUUCCCGAGCUCCAUCGCCGCCCUCUAUCACGUCGUUCCAGCUGCUCUUCUUUUAUAUAUCCGCGAUAUCGAAGGCGUAAUUUCUUUGAAUUCUGGGUUCUUUUCUCCCCUUUUUUCUUCCUUAGUUCUGUAUAGCUGGGGAAAAAGAAAAAAAAAGGAGAAAAUAAUGAAGAAGAAAAACAAUGGGAUGGUUUCUGUUACUUGGAUUCCCAUUUUCUCCAUAUGUUUCUUCUUCAUCGGCAUGGGUUUCACCAACAAAUUCUGGGGUCCUUUGGAAUCCAAUAAUCUUCUAAUAACCCAGCAAAGACGGGACCAGGAGCUGCAGAUCGUCUCCGAGGACUGCAAUACCAAGAAAAAGAAAGCGGCAGAUCAAGACAAGGAUGUAAUGAAAGAGGUGUACAAAACCCAUGAAGCAAUCCAGUCAUUGGACAAGUCAAUUUCAAUGCUCCAAAUGGAGUUAUCUGCUUCUAGAAGUGUGCAGGCCAAAGGGAAAAAUGAUGGGUCGUCUCCAGUUUCUAACGAGGGGCCUCCAAGAAAGAAAGCAUUUAUGGUAAUUGGUAUAAAUACAGCUUUUAGCAGUAGAAAGAGGCGUGAUUCUGUCCGAGAGACUUGGAUGCCUCAAGGCCAGCAGCUUCGUAAGCUGGAGGAAGAGAAAGGGAUUGUAGUGAGAUUUAUGAUUGGACAUAGUGCAACAUCUAACAGCAUAUUGGAUAAAGCUCUCGAUUCUGAAGAAGCUCAACACCAAGACUUUCUCAGACUGGAUCAUAUCGAAGGUUAUCACGAACUAUCCGCAAAGACAAAAACUUUCUUUGCCACAGCUGUUGCCAGGUGGGAUGCUGACUUUUACGUCAAAGUUGAUGAUGAUGUUCAUGUUAAUCUGGGUACAUUAGCUGCAACUCUUGCCCGUCAUCGUUCAAAACCCAGAAUUUACAUCGGUUGUAUGAAAUCUGGACCAGUUCUAGCUCAAAAGAAUGUUAAGUAUCACGAACCAGAGUACUGGAAAUUUGGAGAAGAUGGAAAUAAGUAUUUCAGGCAUGCGACCGGACAAAUAUAUGCAAUUUCCAAAGAUUUAGCCACCUACAUCUCAAUUAAUCAGCCCAUUUUGCACAAGUAUGCCAAUGAAGAUGUGUCUCUUGGCGCUUGGUUUAUCGGUCUUGAAGUUGAGCACAUUGAUGACCGCAAUAUGUGCUGCAGUACUCCACCUGAUUGCGAGUGGAAGGCACAGGCUGGCAACGUAUGCAUUGCGUCUUUUGACUGGAGCUGCAGUGGAAUCUGCAAAUCUGUGGAGAAGAUGAAAUUCGUACACGAACAUUGUGGGGAAGGGGAAGAGGCUCUUUGGAAUGCCUUACUAUAAUAAUAAUAAUAAUUAAAAAUUUCUACAUAAGAGAAAAUCAUAAAACUCUCCCCUUUUCAGCGUUCAGAUUCAAAGCACACGAUGAAGAUUGGGUUGUGAGGGUUUUCUAGACUUUAUUGAUGCUAGCCAACUCUUUUGAAUGAUUUUGUAUGAAUGCUGGAAGUUAUGCCUGAGCAGAUGCCUUUUGUCCUAACUGAAAUCGUUCUUCGUAUAGAGAAGGUUGGAUACAUGUACACAUAUACUAGAGAUACUGGAUUAUGAUUUUUGGCAGCAAUAGGAACACACAUUUUAGCCUUCUUUUGAUUGAUAUUCUAAACAGUUCAAAUUUUCUCCGCCGUUUGUGAUUUUUUCCUU